AUGGCGACAAAGCAACCUGCCCUGGACUUCUUGUCCUUUGUUAACGCUGCUCCCACCCCCUUCCAUGCCGUCCACGAAGCCAAAGAGCUCCUGACCAAGGCUGGGUUCGAAGAAAUCAGGGAGAGAGACUCUUGGGCGUCGACCUGCCAACCGGGAGGCAAGUACUAUCUGACUCGCAACACUACCACCCUCGUGGCUUUUGCAAUCGGCAAGCAAUGGCAGCCGGGCAAUUCCAUCUCUAUGAUCGGUGCCCACACCGAUUCUCCGGUGUUGCGGGUCAAGCCCGUGAGCAAGAAAAGCGGGGAAGGUUUCGUGCAAGUCGGUGUUGAGACCUAUGGUGGAGGCAUCUGGCACACUUGGUUCGAUCGCGAUCUAGGUGUCGCCGGCCGAGUGAUGACUCGUGCCAGCGAUGGGUCUAUCGUUCAAAAGCUGGUCAAGAUUGAUCGUCCCAUCCUCCGUAUCCCAACCCUGGCCAUUCAUUUGGAUCGCCAGGAGAACUUCACAUUCAACAAGGAAACCCAGAUGACCCCUAUUGCUGGUCUCAUUGCUGCAGAGCUCAACCGCACUGGCGAGACUAAUACCGUUGAAAGUGAUAAGGAUGCUGAUUUCUCGCCAUUGAAGUCUGUGACGGAGCGUCACCACUCUUACUUUGUCGAGCUUAUUGCUGCCGAGGCUGACGUUAAGCCUACCGACAUUCUGGACUUUGAAAUGAUCUUGUUCGACACCCACAAGGCCUGCCUUGGUGGUCUACUGGAAGAGUUCAUCUUUUCUCCUCGGCUCGACAACUUGAACAGCACUUUCUGUGCCACUGUUAGUCUAAUUGAUUCCGUCGCCGACAAGACAGCUCUCGAUAACGAAGACUCAAUUCGCCUGAUUGCCUUGUUCGACCACGAGGAAAUUGGCAGCCGCACAGCCCAGGGUGCGGACUCGAACAUUCUUCCAUCAAUCAUUCGCCGUCUUUCCGUCCUCCCAUCCUCCUCUGACAAGAAUGCCGACGUGUCAACUGCCUAUGAGCAGACCCUGUCCACCUCAUUCCUUGUCUCUGCCGACAUGGCUCACUCAGUGAACCCCAACUAUGCUGGGAAGUACGAGUCGGACCACAAGCCGGAGAUGAACAAAGGUCCGGUAAUCAAAAUCAACGCCAACGCCCGCUAUGCUACAAAUUCCCCCGGUAUCGUUCUCCUACAGGAGAUUGCCCUGAAGACCUCUAAGGAGACUGGAGUGCACGUUCCUCUACAGCUCUUCGUGGUUCGUAAUGACUCCAGCUGUGGCAGCACUAUUGGUCCUAUGCUGUCUGCGGCGCUGGGUGCACGAACACUUGAUUUGGGCAACCCUCAGCUCAGCAUGCACAGUAUUCGUGAAACAGGUGGCACUCAUGACGUUGCCCAUGCUAUUCGUCUUUUCACUGGCUUCUUCCAGCACUACUCAGAGCUGUCGAAGACCAUUCUUGUGGAUUAA
Molecule: messenger RNA, 1458 nt
Organism: Penicillium paradoxum
Lineage: Eukaryota; Fungi; Ascomycota; Eurotiomycetes; Eurotiales; Aspergillaceae
Product: M18 family aminopeptidase
Exons: 6
Coding region: 1-1458 (485 amino acids)
Biological process (GO): proteolysis
Cellular component (GO): fungal-type vacuole
Molecular function (GO): metalloaminopeptidase activity; zinc ion binding
Source: RefSeq, a predicted model, not a curated record